Molecule: messenger RNA, 2096 nt
Organism: Echinops telfairi (small Madagascar hedgehog)
Lineage: Eukaryota; Metazoa; Chordata; Mammalia; Afrosoricida; Tenrecidae
Gene: SLC22A11
Product: solute carrier family 22 member 11
Exons: 9
Coding region: 303-1967 (554 amino acids)
Biological process (GO): transmembrane transport
Cellular component (GO): membrane
Molecular function (GO): transmembrane transporter activity
Source: RefSeq, a predicted model, not a curated record
GAGCCGGGAGCAGACCCUGGUCCUGCACCCUGGGAGCUCAGACAGCCCAGGCAGCCUGAACUUUGUUCCCUGGACGCCCACCCUCCCACCUGUACCCGCAAGAGCACGGGGACAUCCCAGGUGACUGUAGCAGGAGGAGGAGCUUUGCUAAGCACCUCAGGGUGUCUGAGGACAGACCCACUGGUCGCUGGGCACCUGAUUUCCCCACCCGACUGGGCCUCGGGCGGAGACGAGGUUCUUGCUGCUCUAGGUUCCUGUCCAGGCUGACCAGGCCCUGCCCGUGGGUGGCAGCAGCCCUGCCGAUGGCGUUCACUGAGCUCUUGGGACUAGUGGGGGACAGAGGCCGCUUCCAGACCCUACAGAUCAUCACCCUCCUCCUCCCCAGUGUCCUGAUCCCCUCUCACCUGCUUCUGGAGAACUUCACAGCGGCCAGCCCGGGCCACCGCUGCUGGGCGCCCACACUGGACAACAGCAGCUCCAGGGUGCUCGCCAACCUGUCCCUCGGAGCCCUGCUGAAUGUCUCCAUCCCGCCCGGCCCCCACGGGGCGCCCCAGAGGUGUCGCCGCUUCCAACGCCCGCAGUGGCAGCUUUUGGACCCCAACGCCCCAGCCGCCAACUGGAGCGAGGCCGCCACGGAGCCGUGCGUGGACGGCUGGGUCUACGACCGCGGUACCUUCACCUCCACCACCGUCACCCAGUGGAACCUGGUGUGCCAGUUCGAACACCUGAAGCCCCUUGGCCAGUCCGUCUACAUGGCCGGGAUUCUGCUGGGAUCCACUGUGUGGGGCCUCCUCUCCGACAGGUUCGGGCGCAAGCUGCCGCUGAGCUGGUGCUGCCUGCAGAUGGCCCUGAGCAGCACCAGCGCCAUCUUCGCCCCGAGCUUCCUUGUCUACUGCGGCCUGCGCUUCCUGGACGCCUUCGCGCUGGCCGGCGUCAUCAUGACCUCAACCACACUCAAGCCAUCAGGGACCCCCAUCUCUCAGUCCCGAGUUAACUGCCUAGCACGCGAGCACAUGUCUUUCCCCACUCUCACUGCAGCUGGAAGAUCCACUGCCCACCACGCUUCCCCACCCCCUCCUCCAGAAGGAGCCGAGCAAGCCAAGACCCAGCUUGCUGCCUGCUUCCUCUCCAGGUGGCUGCCGGAAUCUGCCCGGUGGCUGAUUACCGUGGGCAAAUCAGACAGGGCCCUUCAGGAACUCAAGAAGGUGGCCAGGAUCAAUGGACACAAGGAGGCCUACAAGACACUGACCAUAGAGGUGCUGACAUCUAGCAUGCAGGAGGAGCUGGCCUCUGCUAAGACCAGCCCGUCGGUGCUCAACUUGUUCCGCCUGCCCGUGCUCCGCCGGAGAACCUUCGGGCUGCUGGUGGUGACAUUCUCCCUCACGUUCUCCUACUACGGGCUGGUCCUGGACCUGCAGAACCUGGGCAGCGACGUGUUCCUCUUGCAAGUGCUCUUCGGAGCCGUGGACUUCCUGGGCCGGGCUGCCACCCCCUUGCUGCUCAAGUUCUUCGGCCGACGCCUGACCCUCGCCAGCACCAACUCCUUGGCCGGUGUCUCCAUUCUGGCCAACGUGCUGGUGCCACAAGAUUUACAGGCCCUGCGCCUGGUCCUGGCCGUGCUGGGAAAGGGCUGCUUCGGGAUAAGCUUGACCUGCUAUGCCCUCUACCGGACCGAGCUCUUCCCCACCUCGCUGAGGAUGACGGCAGAAGGCCUCCUGCAGACAGCCUCCCGCCUGGGGGGGGUGAUGGGCCCCCUGAUCAAGAUGACCCGCCAGACGCUGCCCCUGCUGCCCCCCCUCUCCUACGGAGUCAUGCCCAUCGCCUCCAGCUUCCUCCUGCUGCUCGUCCCAGAGACCCAGGGGCUGCCCCUCCCGGACACCGUGCAGAGCCUGGAGCGCCAGAAAAAAUCCAGGCCGGCCUGGGGCGACCAGCAAGAGGUGGUCAGCACUGUCAGCACCCGGCUCUAACAGUGCGGUCUGCGUGGAGCCCCCGGUGGGCAGAGAGCCCCGCGGAUGGCGCGGCCGCCUCCCCAAGCAGGUGCAGCUGCGCGGGGCCAUCGGAGGGUCCAGUGGGGCUGAGUGGCCAGCAAGGCCGAG